AUGGUGGCUCAUACUUUCAAGGAUCUUCAAGAAACCAACAAAAAACAACAAAACGAAAUCGACAAUUUACAUUCGAAGGUAAACAAUCUAGACAUACAACUCAGUUGUAUGACAACUAAAGAUGAUCUUCAGUCGAUGAAGAUGGAGAUGGAUACUAGUAUGCAAAAUCUUCAAGCUGCCAUUGAAAAAAGUUUAGAAAAAGGUGGAUUUCACUCUAAUUUUCACUCUGGGGGUCGUGAUUCUCAUCAAUUUCACCGCAUGCCUAAGUUGGACUUUCCUAGAUUUGAUGGUGAUAAUCCAAAGAGCUGGAUCCAGAAGUGUGAAUACUACUUCCAGAUGCAUAAUAUCGCUGAGUUACACAAGACAAGGAUGGCAGCAAUUCAUAUGGAUGGUAAGGCAAGUAAAUGGUAUGAUAACUUUUGUCUUACACAAGCUGUUAUUACUUGGCCAUAUUUCUGCCAUAAUGUGUGUGCUAGAUUUGAAAACCCUGUACAAGAUAACAUUGUUGGUAUAUUCAACAAAUUAGCUCAACUUACUAUUGUUGAUGCUUAUUUUGAAGAAUUUGAGUAUUACAAAGCCUUAUUAUUGGGGGUUCACCAUGAUUUUCCUGAAUUUUACUUCAUUGCUAGUUUUAUUGGUGGGCUGAAGGAAGAGUUAACAAGAUCAGUUCUAAUGUUCGACCCAAAAACUUUACUUCAUGCCUUUUCACUUGCUAGAAUGCAAGAAAAACCCUUGUUAUGCAAUAAAAGGCACACAAAAUUUUUCUCACCCUCUUUUUCAACCACCAAAUCUUUUCCUUCUACUACUACCCCACAAAAACCUACCUACAUUCCACCCACUCCCUCACCCUCAAUUCCUCAGCCAAAGACAUUACCAAACUUGCCUCUCAAAAGACUAACUCUAGAGCAGGUACAUGCAAGGAAAGCUAAAGGGAUUUGCUUCAAUUGUGAUGAAGCUUACAAGAGGGGCCAUGUUUGUAAGAAGCAGUAUUUAUGUGUGCUUAUAGGGGAGGAAGCUGAAGAAAUUUAUGAUACUGGUGUAGAAACUUCAAAUGAAACUGAUGAGGAGCCUCCACUGGAAAGUGACAUGGAAAUAUCCAUACAUGCUUUAACUGGUAAUGUCUCAGGAGACACUAUCAGAAUUCCUGGUUUUAUUAAGAAGAAGGCCAUCUCCAUCUUGAUUGAUACUGGCAGCACCCACAGCUUUCUAUAUUCUGCUUUAGCUUCCAGUUUAAAGUGUCCAAUUGCUCAAACAGAAAAUUUAUUGGUCACAGUAGCUAAUGGUGAUAAAACUGUGAGAUCUGGUGUCUGCUCUAAGAUGGAAUGGACUAUGCAAGGUCACAAGUUCUGUGUAGAUUUAAGAUUACUUCCUCUAGUUGGGUGUGACAUUGUUUUGGGUGCAGACUGGUUAAGAAACUUGGGGGAUGUUCUUUUCAACUUAUCCAAGCUCUGUAUUACCUUCAAACACAAGGGUAAGAAGAUUACAUUAACUGGUGUUCAACAGAAGUCUUCACUAAGUAUGAUGAGUGGCUCUGCAGUUAAGAAAUUUUUUCAGAAACACUCUCAUGGCAUUGUGGGUCAACUAUUCUCCAUCACAGGGUCUCCUGCACCACUCCCUACACCACCACCUAUUACACCCUUACUCAAUGAGUUCUCUUAUGUUUUCACUGAUACAAAAACCCUUCCACCUAAGAGAAACUUGGAUCACCAAAUACCACUCAAUCCCAAUUCUGAACCAGUGAAUCUCAGACCUUAUACAUGUCCUUACCUCCAAAAAUCCAUUGUUGAGGAGUUGGUCAAGGAAAUGCUCCAUUCUGGGAUCAUACAACCAAGUCACAACCCCUUUUCCUCUCCCAUUUUACUUGUCAAAAAGAAGGACAACACUUGGAGAUUUUGUGUUGAUUACAUAAAAUUGAACAACAUCACCAUUAAGGAUAAAUUUCCAAUACCUAUUAUAGAGGAGCUUCUAGAUGAAUUGCAUGGGUCUAAAUUCUUCACUAAGAUUGACUUAAAUUCUGGUUACCAUAAGAGUAUCUCCUGCAGAUGUCCACAAAACAACAUUCAAAACUCAUCAUGGGCAUUUUGA
This is a messenger RNA of Papaver somniferum (opium poppy), 2085 nucleotides long. RefSeq lists its product as uncharacterized. The transcript has 2 exons. Bases 1 to 2085 code for a protein of 694 amino acids. Gene Ontology annotation, biological process: proteolysis. NCBI's taxonomy places the organism in Eukaryota, Viridiplantae, Streptophyta, Magnoliopsida, Ranunculales, Papaveraceae. The record is from RefSeq and is a predicted model, not a curated record. Gene Ontology annotation, molecular function: aspartic-type endopeptidase activity.